GCGGGAAUGACUUGACCGAUGGAGCGACUUCGUUCAAGCAAGUUCAGUUUCGGUACAAACCAACCAGCGAGAUGGUGCGGCGGGACCUCACGUGCAACAUUGCGGGCGGUGAAAAGAUUGCGAUCGUCAGCCGCACGGGCGCCGGCAAGUCGAGUCUCACCAUGGUCCUCUUCCGCAUGUACCCGUUGGUGUCUGGGUCGAUCCGCAUCGACGGUCGAGACAUUGCGACGGUGGCCAAGCAAGACCUGCGGCGGCAGCUCUCGAUCAUUCCCCAGUCGCCCGUCCUCUUCAAGGCGACCCUCCGGCAGUACUUGGACCCGUUCGGGUCGUACGACGACGCUGCGUUGUGA
This is a messenger RNA of Aphanomyces invadans, 350 nucleotides long. RefSeq lists its product as hypothetical. Gene Ontology annotation, biological process: transmembrane transport. NCBI's taxonomy places the organism in Eukaryota, Oomycota, Saprolegniomycetes, Saprolegniales, Verrucalvaceae. The annotation marks the transcript as partial. Gene Ontology annotation, cellular component: membrane. Gene Ontology annotation, molecular function: ATP binding; ATP hydrolysis activity; ATPase-coupled transmembrane transporter activity. The record is from RefSeq and is a predicted model, not a curated record. The transcript has a single exon.